GCGUUAACUAAUUCGCGUUAUAUAACGCGAUUUUUUUCCAGCUUCGAAUUUUAAAAGAAAUUGCUGUGAUUAAAAAAUACCGGAGGCUUUAUUUGCAACUUGCUAAUAAAAUCUCGGACACCCGUGUAUAUCCUAGACCACAGGAACAAGUUUUGUCUGUAACACAAAAUUAUAGGUCCAUAUAUGUGCCUAGACCAAAAUGUUAUGGAGUCGAAUUAAACUGGGAUUAAAUCGACAGACGGAAGUAGAUAGAUUGUAAUCUUGUGAAUUUGUUAUAAGGUCUGGACCUUCUGAUUCAAUAAUUCAUAACUAUGUCUGGCAAAAUAUGAAAAUGCUUUAAACAGAUUGAAUAAUGAAUAGGCCCUAUCGCCAGUAUUUAACGGUGUAUAUAGUCCACGAGUGGACUUUGAUCAAUGCAGCAACGUUUAUGAGCAUGUGACUUGCUUACUGUGACACAACUGUGACAACAUGUAAACGAUAUGGACACGAGGAUGUAAACUUUGUGUUGAUAUAAUGCCAGCUCGCAAGAAAGUGAAAAUGGUUGAAUUUAUGAAGUGACUGGACAGUAGACCGGAGCUGUAAACAAUGUACUUGUACACGAGUGUUGUGGUUGUGUUUAACUUGUUGCUGUUUAUGAGUGUGCGGUGUGUUGCAAGACUAAGAAAAUGUGAGCCACUUUUAUUUGUAAGAGAUCUGGACUCGGAAGAUACACAUGUAAAAGAAAAGCCUUCUAAGGAGUUGAGCAACCUUUUAUCCAACAAUGUUACAGAAAAAUACAAAGAGAAGUUUAAAGUGUACGUGUCAAACACUGGCCCUGCUGUCAUAGGAUCGGAGAUCGAUUUUCUGGCCGAGCUUUAUACAGAGAUAGUAGACAUCGACAAAAAGCACUUCCUGUACCACUGGAUGAACGAUGCCGACGAUUCAGAGAAACUGGAGACAACUAACAACUACAGAAGCAAUAUAUCGUCUUACAUCUUCGAUUCAGAACUCAUCUUGCCCAACAAAUACAAAAUGAAAGUGUGUGUCUACAAACGACACAAAGAAAAUUUUGUGAUAAUUGGAGAAAACCACACCAUGUUUGAAUUAACAGCAACAUUGAAUGGGAGAAGUCACAUCCAUCAAAACCUUACCUUUAACAGCACGAGUCUGGACAUUUUUUCGACAAAUAGAGUGAUACAGUACAGUGUGAAUUUGACAGACAAAUUUCACUCCGCCCCACCCUACUGGUUUCAUUUGUUUGUGGACGGACAGCGUGUAGAAACCAAAGAAAAUGUCAACUUCUUUGAUUUCAUCCACAAUAGUACAGGGAUGAUUCAGGUGAAAGUUCAGGUGGUCAUGGAGUCAUUUGGUACAGAGGGCAAGCUACAGGGGAACUGGUCCAGGUCUAUUUAUUUAGAAGAUGAAGUACAGAAAGUUAACAUUGUGUCUGAUUCCAAGAUUAUUACUGGCAACCCUGUUAAAUUUAACAUCACUUUUGAUGGAAGUGAUGUCCGUAUCUGCUGGAGGAUAGUGGAUCUCGAUAACAACACUGCACACAACAGGUCAUGUGAUGGGCCGCUGUCCAGUGGAUGGUUCCUCACCCCAGGGGUCGUCUUGCCCCCAGGACAGUAUAUUGCAGAUGUUGUGGUUACUAAUGAUGUCAGCUCUGUGAAUCAUCGCAGUGGCAUCAAUGUAGUUUAUAAUGGAGGAGGAUCGGGAACCUCCUCCCCUUUGGUCGUACCUAUCGUCUUCAGCAUGCUGGGCAUGGUUGUCUUACUGUCAGGGGCUGCCUACAUUGUCCGGCUGAGGAAGAAAAAGGACGUAGAGGUUGCAGAUUUUGAUUUCCAUCCAGAGAUUCAGUCCACAGGAUUCCGGAUAUUCCAGAUGAUCCGAGGGAGUAUUAGUGACAUGUUUCAGCGUAAUGAAUAUGUGAGGAGACACAGACGUGCUAAAUAUCACCAGACUUUAGCAAGGUCCUAUGGUUCUCUAGAGGACUCUAAUGAAGUGUUAUGAAAACAGAAAUGAAGCAUUCAUUGUUGAACUUGACUUCUGAUCAAACAUAUUGAUAUUACAUUGGAUAUCAUUUUUAUACAAAUGUUUAUUUUUAUUCCAGUUAGUGUAUUUUCAUUUGGACUGUUUUGAGUUUUGCUUUAUAGAUAUGUCCAUUCCAAACACAAAACCUCACACACACUUCUAUAUAAAUGCUUUGGAAUUAUCUAAGCUAACUUUCCAUACUGGUGUAUAUAUUUGCAGUAUAUUUACUUUUGUUGUUUUUAUUGAUAUUAGCAUUACUCACGACUUUCACUGUGUAUCCCAACACUUAUGGAUUGUGAUAUUGAAUAAGGAAUACAAGUAUGAAAUUAAUUAAUUUGCAUAGUUUUGCACUAGAGUAUCUGUCAUUUCCCCCCAAAAGAGGAACCUGGCAUGAUGUUUUAAAUUUGUGGACAAAUUAUAAUUUAUAUUUUGUUUUGGAGUAGCAAUGGGCCACUUUUGGCUAUUUUGAAAUUGGACAAAACUGUUUUUCAAUGUGUCUGGUAAAAAACGAUUAGAAGAUGCAAAAAUUCCCAUGUAUACAGUGUUCAGAAAAAUGUGUAUGUUUAUGGCUUCUUUGUGUUAUAUAAUAUUUAAUAUUACAUUUCACUUAUGCUAUGAAAACUGUAUUACAAAUGCUUGUAAACAUUUUGGUAGUUUGUUACAUGCUGCCUGCUGUUUCUAGGUUCUUAAUUAAAUAUCAAAUGUGCCAUGUAGUCAUACACUCUGUGAUAAAAAAGCUUCAUCACCGAUCUUUUGUCGUGUUGCAGGCUAUAUUAUUUGUUGUUAUAUACCAGUUAAGCACUAUUGUAAAAUUGUACAUAAAAUUAAAAUGUUCUGAAUUCAUGCAGUGAUUUGUUUCCUAAUCAGUAUGUCUGGAUCCCUCUAUACAAUCAUUGUGUGGUAGCUAGGUUAUGUACUACAACCCUCUGUGCAAUCCUUGUGUGGUAGCUAUAUUAUGUAUGGGUUGUACAAAACUUUUGUUUUGAAAUACUGUUUGUCAAAAUGCAGCACAAUGUUUGAAAAUAAAACUUUUGAAAUGUC
This is a messenger RNA of Ostrea edulis (European flat oyster), 3054 nucleotides long. RefSeq lists its product as uncharacterized. The record is from RefSeq and is a predicted model, not a curated record. The coding region runs from base 586 to 1992 and encodes 468 amino acids. NCBI's taxonomy places the organism in Eukaryota, Metazoa, Mollusca, Bivalvia, Ostreida, Ostreidae. The transcript has 6 exons.